Messenger RNA from Nannizzia gypsea CBS 118893, 264 nucleotides. RefSeq lists its product as hypothetical. NCBI's taxonomy places the organism in Eukaryota, Fungi, Ascomycota, Eurotiomycetes, Onygenales, Arthrodermataceae. Bases 1 to 264 code for a protein of 87 amino acids. The record is from RefSeq and is a predicted model, not a curated record. The transcript is spliced from 2 exons.
AUGGAGGCUGUUCGUCGAAUUAACCGAUGGACUCAGGACGAGGACUCAAUUCUCAUCCAGAAACUAUAUGAGCAACAGACCUACGACCUGCCUGGCGCACCCACCGACUGGCAAAAGAUUGCUGCUGUUCUCCCCGGCCGAACGAAUAAAGACUGCCGAAAACGAUGGUUCAAUGUUCUCAGUGGUGGUCUACGAAAGGGUGCUUGGUCGCCUGAAGAAGACUCAUACCUAAGAGAUGCCGUACGAAUCGAGGGCAAGUCGUAA